This is a messenger RNA of Durusdinium trenchii, 744 nucleotides long. The record is from the annotation of a GenBank genome assembly. NCBI's taxonomy places the organism in Eukaryota, Dinophyceae, Suessiales, Symbiodiniaceae.
AUGGAUACGCAGCCGCCUCUGAUCUCAAACCAAGGUAGUGGACAGAAUGAUGCACCAUCUCCACCUGCUCCGCUCGAGCAGCUUCCAGCCGAGGUGUGUGAUGCUUGUGGCAACCUUUUUAUGCCAGACUCGAACUUUUGCCGGCAAUGCGGGGCAGCACGCAAGGGAACUGCGGCAGCUGCACCGAGCUUGCCAAAAGGAGCUUCCUUUGUUGAGGUGACUGCAGAAGCAGCUGCCCCAAACAGUUCGCUGCACUUGCAGGUGCUCAUUGAAAUCGGCGGACGGUGGCUGUGGGCGAAUGGUCUUGUGGCAAUUGUUCUUCUGGGAUUCAAAAACUUGAAGUUUGACUAUCCAGCAGGUUGGGCAUGGGCUGAGCUGUGCAUGCUCCUGACUUUUUUGCUUUUACUUUGCUUGCAGCGAUGGAGCGGCUGCUAUGCCAACAGGGCUCAAAGCGCGAUCUCAAUGGCAUGCUUCCUGGCGCUCUCUGGAGUACUGCUGCUACUGGUCAGCUAUUUCGCUGGUUUGCAGGUCUAUGUGAUGGAGGCAGAGUUUGUCAUGGGUCUAAUUUCUCUGUCGAUAUUGGCUGGUCAGUUCCUCUUGGGAGUCAUUGCAGGCCACAAGUAUUCCAAGAGGACUGGCGACUCAGUUCUGGUGUAUUUGGCAGCUGCUGUAGCGUUUGCUGCUUUGGUCACUGCUUGGGUGGUGGACUUGGUGGCUGGAGCACUGAGCGCUGAGCAGAUGUGA